Messenger RNA from Candida albicans SC5314, 1560 nucleotides. It is a transcript of the gene SIR2, whose product is annotated as Sir2p. Lineage: Eukaryota; Fungi; Ascomycota; Pichiomycetes; Serinales; Debaryomycetaceae. The transcript has a single exon. The record is from RefSeq and is a predicted model, not a curated record. The coding region runs from base 1 to 1560 and encodes 519 amino acids. Gene Ontology annotation, molecular function: NAD+ binding.
AUGACAACUUUUUGGUCACAAACAAUCAAUCGCCAAAAUGGUGGUGUUGCUACUGCUACUGCCACUGCCACUGCCACUGCUGCUACCACCACGCCUACUGCUGGUGGUACUGGUGCUGGUACUACCACAUCAACUAAAGGAAUGAUUACACCCACACCUUUUAAUAUUGAUAUCAAUAAUGAUUUAAAUGAUUUUGAUGGGAAAUUUAUAGAAACUUUUAAACCUGAUUUAGAAUUACAAAAGAAAUAUCGACUGUUUAUUCAACGAGAAGGAGCUUUAUCAUUUCUUCGAACCGAAAUAACUCAAUCAAUGUCUAAACGAGAUAUAUGCGUUUUAAUUUUAAAUUUAGGAUACCCUAAAAAAGCCGUGGAAGAUUAUCCAAUAUUAACAUUAAAAGAGUUGGCGUAUAUCUUGUUGAAGUUGAUGUUAACUGAUUCAGCACAAUUAGAACCAAAAGUGGAAAUUGAUGAAAAUGAUAAUAAAAAUGAUGGUACUAAUAAUAGUGAUAUUGAUAGUGAUAUUGAUAGUAAUAGUGAUAUGGACCUGCAACUGGAACUGGGAGAAUUAGACGAUGCUAUGGAUGUGGAUGAUUCUUUAUCGGAAAAUGAAGAUGAAUAUGAUCAAGACAUGUCUACUACUACUUUAAAACGAACAAUAAACAUGACACCAUUUAAAUAUAAACUACCGGAUCUUAUUUCUGAUUUAUCUAGAGCUAAAAAAAUCAUGGUAGUUACUGGUGCAGGUAUUUCUACAUCAUUAGGUAUACCCGAUUUCCGAUCAUUUAAAGGGUUAUAUAAUCAAUUAUCUAAAUUGAAUCUUAGUGAUCCACAAAAAGUUUUCGAUUUACAAACAUUUAUGAGAGAACCCGGAUUAUUUUAUACCAUUGCUCAUUUAGUCUUACCACCAGAUGGGAAAUUUAGUUUAUUACAUGCAUUUUUGAAAUUAUUACAAGAUAAACAUAAAUUAUUACGAAAUUAUACUCAAAAUAUUGAUAAUUUAGAACAACGAGCAGGAUUGAAACUGGAAAAAUUAGUUCAAUGUCAUGGAUCAUUUGCUAAAGCUAAAUGUGUUUCAUGUCAAGGUAUAUUUGCUGGUGAAAAAAUUUAUAAUCAUAUUAGAAGAAAACAAGUUCCUCGAUGUGCUAUUUGUUGGAAAAAUACUAAACAAGCACCAAUCCAUUUUGGUGCCAUAAAACCAACAAUUACAUUUUUCGGUGAAGAUCUUCCGGAAAGAUUUCAUACUUUGAUGGAUAAAGAUUUACAACAAAUUGAUUUAUUUUUGGUUAUUGGAACUUCAUUAAAAGUGGAACCAGUAGCAAGUAUAAUUGAAAGAGUUCCUUAUAAAGUACCGAAAAUAUUAAUUAAUAAAGAUCCUAUUCCUAAUAGAGGUUUCAAUUUACAAUUGCUUGGACUUUGUGAUGAUGUCGUAUCUUAUUUAUGUAAAUGUUUAAAAUGGGAUAUUCCUCAUGCUGAUUUCAAUAAUAAUGAUGAAUUUAAAUUAUCAAAACUUAAAAAUGGUGAUUGGGAAAUUGUCAAGAAAUCAACUUCGACAAAAAAAUGA